CAAUAAUAAUAGUUUUAAUGCAAAGAAUAUAAAAAAUAUAAAUAAUUGUACAUACUUACUACUUACCGGUAGAAGAUUCUGAUGUAUUUAGUAAUUUAGUUGCCUAGCCUGAAUUGUUGCUCUUGCCUUCACUUCCUCGCAUCUCGCAUCGGUAAAAAAAAACUGGUUAUGACACUUGGCAUUUAAUAUAAUAUAUUGCUCCGAUUGGUGUUUUUUUAAAAAUAGUUAUUAAAUAAAUAAAUUAGUUUUAAAUAGUUAAAAUAAAAUGGCGAGUCCAAGAACACGUCGAGCUUUGGGUGAACUGAAGCCUCACGAUGAAAAUAAUAAAUGUUUUGAGUGCGGAGCUCAUAAUCCUCAAUGGGUAUCUGUAACAUAUGGGAUAUGGAUCUGUUUGGAGUGUUCGGGCAAGCAUCGUGGCCUUGGUGUUCAUCUCUCAUUCGUAAGGUCUAUAUCAAUGGAUAAGUGGAAAGAUGUCGAGCUGGAAAAAAUGAAAGUCGGAGGUAAUAGAAAAGCUCGUGAAUUUUUUGAGUCCCAACCUGAUUGGGAUGAUUCUAUGCCAAUUAAUAAAAAGUACAAUACUAAAGCGUCUGCUCUGUAUCGUGACAAGGUAAUUAAACUUUAUUUUCAAUAAAAUAAAUAAUAGUUUAAAAAAACUAA
Molecule: messenger RNA, 657 nt
Organism: Cotesia glomerata
Lineage: Eukaryota; Metazoa; Arthropoda; Insecta; Hymenoptera; Braconidae
Product: ADP-ribosylation factor GTPase-activating protein 1-like
Exons: 2
Coding region: 266-631 (121 amino acids)
Biological process (GO): regulation of ARF protein signal transduction; regulation of endocytosis
Cellular component (GO): Golgi membrane
Molecular function (GO): GTPase activator activity
Source: RefSeq, a predicted model, not a curated record